Aspergillus steynii IBT 23096 is the source of this 1977-nucleotide messenger RNA. Its product is annotated as transcription factor domain-containing protein. Gene Ontology annotation, molecular function: DNA binding; DNA-binding transcription factor activity, RNA polymerase II-specific; zinc ion binding. Gene Ontology annotation, biological process: regulation of DNA-templated transcription; DNA-templated transcription. The coding region runs from base 1 to 1977 and encodes 658 amino acids. The transcript has 3 exons. The record is from RefSeq and is a predicted model, not a curated record. NCBI's taxonomy places the organism in Eukaryota, Fungi, Ascomycota, Eurotiomycetes, Eurotiales, Aspergillaceae.
AUGGCGCUAAUCCCGCCUCGAGAGGAUGCUUUGUCUGGAGGGUUCUCAACCAGUCUCUCAGAUUCUCGCGGAGAAAAAAGGCCUCUGCCAAGAGGGACAGCUGCGUAUCCCCGCAAAAGAGCCGUCACGGCCUGCCAAGUGUGUCGGGCCAGACGUACAAAGUGCGACAAUCGGAAGCCGUCCUGCUCGUUUUGCCUGAAAGUGGGCGCAGAGUGUAUACAAUCUCCAGUCGAUUUAUCCAGUUUUGACCCAGCGAGCAUCCAGAUCAUAGAGCGGUUGAACCAACUGCAGUCGGCUGUGGGGCGAUGCGAGACUGGGAUCCAGCACCUGGCCGGGGGUAGGAAGGCCCUGUCAGCAGAAAACUUUCACGGAUCUGAAAUUAGCUCGCCACAGUCGACAUCCGCUCCCAUUGACUGGGACCGACUACUACCUCCGUCCAUUGAGAUCAUCUGUCGGUGGCCCACCCUGGGUUUAGCCGGGACAGAGUACCUUCUCAGCACCUCCACCACAUCUCCAGGACAUUCGGAACGAGAGUCCACUGUCAGUAUGGAUGAUCUGCAGCCACGGCUAAUGAGGGCGUUGGUUGACAGAUUCUUCCAAUACGUGCACGUGAAGAACCCCAUACUCAAUGAGCGCUCCACGCGAAGGCUAUUCUCGACUUUCUGCGAAGAAGGAUUAGACUGGUCUCCGGAAUCAUGCCUUGCUUUACUUGUCCUUGCUUUGGGAGCAACAGCAACCCCUUUCGAGGAUGAGAGCCUUGGAAGGAAGGAUCCUGAAACUCUCAGCCACGCUCGAUGUUUCUACAAAGCAGCCCAGAAGCGACUUGGAACACUAAUUGGCACACCCAACCGCGUGCUCGAGGCCCAGUGCUUUUUUCUCUCUGGUGUUUGUGCAAUGACGUUCUUCCAAAGAGACAUCGCUUGGCGAUUUUUCUUACAGGCAUUGGCCUGUUGUCAGCAGUUCCGAUUCCGUCUGCUGGAAGGUUCAGACGAGCAGCUCAGAGCCAGUGCAUCCCCGAUCGGCGAAUCGAGCCUCAGCGUACAAGAAAGAUCACUCACGACGGAGCAAGCAAUCUACUGGUCUGCCUGGAAAUCCGAACGAGAAUUACGCCGAGACCUUCAAGCGCCCGACUUUACACUGUCACAGGCUGAAUUCGCCAUUUAUCCCCCGUUCUUUCCGACGCCACCGGCAAUCGAAGAAGAACGACACCACGGAACAGUCGAUAAGGUGCACCAACUAUCAUGGUACUUCUAUUUGUCGGAAAUAUCCCUUCGUCGGUUAGCGUCAUGCAUAGUAAAAGGGAUCACGCAAUUUCAAUCGUCAGGGGAGCCAUUUCUAGAAGCACUAGCAAGGGCAACGACCCUGCAUGAAUCGCAAGCGCAGGAAUGGGCCUCGAACCUUCCCCAACUGGUUUCUAUUGCAGGGCUCCCUCAAGAUGAUAAUAUCUGCCAAUUUGUCCUGCGAGGCCAUCUCAUGGACCUCUAUGUAUGCAUCUUUUGGCCGUUCGUUGACGCUCUCCUUCGGGGCUUCCGCAGCCAAAGUGUUCUCGAAAUGAGUCUCAAAGGUCUACGGACACACGUAGACACAAUCUUGGUAAACUACGUGGGAUACAAGCAUCGGCAUCACGGCACGUCACUUUUGCUUCGUUCGUGUGCUCGGAGUGCACUGGUCCUUGUAGCUGCAGCCUUGACGGCUAAACAGCAAGGAGUGGACGCGGGUAGAAGUUUUAGCAUGGUAGCUGGCUGGCGUGAGGCUGUUUUGCUGGCUCUGGAAAUGAACCGGUAUUGGGAGGCGGAAUCUAUGGAUAAUGGCUUUCUCGUUCGCGUAGUGCAGCAAGCGUGGGAGCUGGUGGAGGAAUUGGAUGGGUUGAGGCAACUCGUGUCGCGGAGUGUCGCAGAUCGGCGCCUUGGAAUGCUUGGCUUCGGGGGCAUACAACCUGCACAACUACAGAAGCCUAUCGGGUAUUUAUUCCUCUAA